AUGAAAUCAGAUGGAAGCACGGUGCCAGUAACUCCGUUCAUCGCUGAAAUUCGCGAAGGGCACUUUUCAAAAAACACCGAAUAUUCAUUAUGGCUUCUUCUUUUCCUAGCAGGAAUAUUAUUUUUGAUAAUUUUAGCGUUUUUGUGUUUUAUGUGUUGGAAACAGAAUGAACGAUCAAGAGUUCAUACUCAACAAGGAUCAGCACAGCAAAAUGCAUUUAUGAACGAACCAAAUCGACAAUUAGUAGGGACUGUUAAUCCCCCAGGAACUAAUAGCAUUUCCGUUCCAGUUCAUCAAUCCUCUGACGGGGAAUCGCAAAAAAGCAGUAGCACGUUACGAAGGCAAUCAUCUGAUUCAGACACAGCUCCUGCCCCAAUUUCUGCACCAACACCAUCAGCAGCAGUAGCGCCAGUUCCAGCCGCUAGUACACAUAUUUCAAAUAAGAAGUUCCCACUCUCAGUGGAACCAAAACAAGUUAUAACGCCCGAGAAGCAUUCUGAGGAGCAGCGACAUAUUGAAGAAACAAAGAUAAUGGGGAACAACGACAGAGGAGUUGAAGGACCUAAGGCAGCACCGAGAAGUUUGCCGCCUGCAAUGCCUGGAAGAGAAACGACUUUUCAGAGUAUCAAUACAAGGGAUGGCAGCUCGCUACGUACUCGCCGAACUCGCGAAAUGUUUGAUCGGCCAGUUAUGAAUGUUCUUGACAAUGUUUCAGCAAUUUCGUUGGAUGAGUUCUGGAGCAACAAGAAACAUUGA
Caenorhabditis bovis is the source of this 756-nucleotide messenger RNA. Lineage: Eukaryota; Metazoa; Nematoda; Chromadorea; Rhabditida; Rhabditidae. The record is from the annotation of a GenBank genome assembly.